GUGUUGUAUGUGUUAAACACUUUUGCUGUCUUUGCAAGAAUUUGGAUUCAAUGUCGGAUAUAUAAGGCGAUCCUAUUUCCGAUUGGAACAUAAGCUUUUCUUGUUAACUCGUAGAUCAGAAGACCUACAGCUCAAUCGAAGAUGUUUCACUUGGCAACCGUACUGCUUCUUGCUGCUGCUUGCACAGCCGCCCCUUCAGUAUAUCUCGGACACAGAGCCAUAGUAGGACCCGCAGUGAAAGGACAUGCCUAUUCCAGUGAAAUCCACCAUGGAGCUUCCAUUGUUCCCGCAGCUCAUGCCAUCGCACCUGUGGUCCACCACUCUGUUGUUCAUGCUGCACCACUUGCCCACCAGGCUGUAGUUGCACCAGCUUUGCACCAUGGAGGACACUCUGUAUCUUACUCCUCCAAGAUACACCACGCUGCUCCUGCUGCCAUUGUCCAUCAUGCUGCUCCUGCUGCCGUUGUCCAUCACGCUGCUCCUGCUGCUGUUGUCCAUCAUGCAGCUCCAGUUUUGGGACACCACGCUGGAGUAAUUCAUCAUUCAGCUGCUAUCGCUCACCAUGGUGCCCUUCUCCACCACGCUCCAGCUGUUGCCAAAAUCAGCCAUGUAGCUCCAGUACACGCAGCUGUCCUUGCUGCUCCCGCCCACCAUGUCGCUGUGAACUACAAAGGCAGCGCCUUGAUUCAUUAAAAGCAUCAACAACUACCUGUAAAAUCGAAGACAGCUGAAUCGGAAUGUCUACCUCAAUGAUAUGUUUUAAAAGUUCUUAGUUCAUUCAAUGAAAUAAACUUUUAACUUAUAUUUAUAUCUUUGUUUCUGUGUUGAACUUGUAAGUGAAACUGGCGCACAUUUUUACGGAAAAUUCUUAAAUAAUUUCCUGUUAAAUAAUAAUGUCUCUGGCUCACAUAAGAAGCAAAAAUGUAUAACACAGGAAAAAUGUAAGAAUAAAACAUCUUAGAAA
Messenger RNA from Stegodyphus dumicola, 964 nucleotides. RefSeq lists its product as uncharacterized. The record is from RefSeq and is a predicted model, not a curated record. NCBI's taxonomy places the organism in Eukaryota, Metazoa, Arthropoda, Arachnida, Araneae, Eresidae.